This is a messenger RNA of Symsagittifera roscoffensis, 6061 nucleotides long. RefSeq lists its product as uncharacterized. Gene Ontology annotation, molecular function: transmembrane receptor protein tyrosine kinase activity; ATP binding. Gene Ontology annotation, biological process: positive regulation of kinase activity; protein phosphorylation; cell surface receptor protein tyrosine kinase signaling pathway. NCBI's taxonomy places the organism in Eukaryota, Metazoa, Xenacoelomorpha, Acoela, Convolutidae. The record is from RefSeq and is a predicted model, not a curated record. Bases 2253 to 5822 code for a protein of 1189 amino acids. The transcript has 22 exons. Gene Ontology annotation, cellular component: plasma membrane; signaling receptor complex.
UAUGUAGUGGUCUUUUAUUUUAAUGUUAUGAUAGCUUUUGUAAUCAGAUUUUCUUCUUUUAAAAAAGUGGAAUUCUUCAUAAAACAAUAUUUCCGACUCCUCAAAAGCCAAAAAUUAAUUAAUUAUUACCUUUUAUUCCCUUUUGAGGUUUUAUUCGCUUUCAUCUUACAGAAUUCUCUUGAAAUCUUGAAGUAUAAAAGUAGAAUAUUCUAGUUUAUAUGAUGGAGCUAAGAAAUGUACCAAAAUUGUAAUUUGCCAAUUUUUUUAAGAUUUUGCAUCGAAAACCCUGGAAAAAGAUUGCGUUAACUGAAUGCAGUGAAAAUUCUCUCUGGCUGAUAUUAGAAAAAAAAGAUUGAUUUGCGAGUUUCCGGCCCAGAGAACCAAGUUGGCAUCGCCCAUUUAGAUAAUACUGAAAUUCGCCUCUGAGUAAAUUUACACUAUUUUCUACUCUGCUUGUUAUAGUUUUCUUCACUCGAACUCUUCAUUCAAAAAGUGAGGUCAUAAAUGAGGAUCCUUUCUCUUAUUUUUACUUUUUUAGGCAACUUUCAUUGUCGAUUAUUGAACCCAGUUUUAAAAUUUGACUGGUGUGAAGAUUCGAAUUAUUUAGUUUCCUUAUGUCUGUUUCAUAAUUUUCACCCUGAAGUCUGUCAAGCUUGUUUGAAGUUUGUAGCAUAAGUUGAUCACACUUAAUCCAAAAUAUCCAAAAAAAAACUGAGCCACAGUCAAAUUAUUCAAAUGAGAUCUGUAGAUCGAUCCAUUUAUUGGGUUAAAAAUUCCCCAUCAGAAUUCAACCCGAUUACCUGAAUUCUUUCAACUAGCGGCAAUAUUGCUUUUUGCGCCCAAUCUAUUAGCGGUAUACAAACCACUCAGUGCAUUGCAAUGGGUAGUCCCGUAGACCUCCUAUAGGUCUCUACUCUCUUUUCCUCUGGAAUUUAUCCCUUUAUUUAACCGCUUUAUCUUUUCCCCCCUUUUCCCGGCCGGCGAUUUUCCAGUUGCUCCUCAUACUUGUUCACGUGGACGACGAUAGCCAACGAGGAUAUCGGGUUGAGCAGAGAAAAGUAAAACUAAAAUUGAAAAAAUAGGGAUAAUCAAAUGACGCUAUUAUAAUAAAAUCGGAGGCAGAAAAAUAGACUUAUAACUUAUUCAUUGGUUAUUGAAUUCUUCAGGAAUCAUUUCUUUAUCACUACGAGUGAAAAAGGAAAUCAACUCACUGACCAAAAAGACAAUCACAAAAGAAAAAUCAAAAUAACUCUGAUUUUUUUUCCAAACCGUAAAUUUGAUAUCCAUUACCUGGUUUUCCCCGUUUUUAACCCGGUAAUCUAAAAUUGUUACCACUUUGGUCUAGUUUGAUUAAAUAGAUCAAAGAUAUUUCAAACUAUCAGUUUUUCAUCAGACAGUUACGAGCCCUAAAUUUUCGCAUUACUUCCUUAUUUUCUUCAAAUUGCAGAUUGACUAAAUCUGUCUUCAACAUUUGAAUAGUUUCCAAUCACUCUUCAGUCUAAUUUGUUUGACAUACUUUUGUUUUAAACAGUCCCUUCCAAACUCAACAUAUUAGGGCAUUGGUGGAAAUAAACAAACACCUUUCUUUAGAUUCUUCCAAAAAUUGGAGUUACUCUUCAAUAUUUACAAUACGCUCCCAGAAAGUCCAGAAACUGCGACGUUUCUUUUCCUUAAACUUAAACUGCGACGUUUCUUUUCCUUAAACCAGAAUUUUUCCAGUCAGUCCCAUAACCUCAUUUUUCACAUUUACAGGUCUUAUUUUUCCAUAAAAUCGUCAACCCAGACUUCAAUUUUAUAGCCGCAGGUUUGCAAGCGCCCACAGCUGAGCGUGGAAAACAAACCCAAAACAAAGCCCAGAAAAACAAAAACAAAAUUUUACUGUCUUCUGAAUAAAUACUUCGUUUUCACAAUAAACAACAAGCAGCGACCUUAAACGUCGCUUCAAGUAUUUUUGCUCCCUUUUACGUGCCCGAGUUAACAGCCGAAAAACAAAAUCCAAUACAAGUCAUGUUUGGCUACAAAUGUUCAAUUCAGUCGUUGUUAUUGUUACUAUCUCAUAGUUAGUCUUUUUGGGAACCCAUUUUUUCAGCUGUUAUGUUCCAUUUGUUAUUUUUUUGAUUCAUACAACAAAGUGAAGCUGAACUUAUACAUCAUCAUCGCCAGGCAUUCAAUUCUGUCAUUCUGUUAUAAACUAACAAAUUUCUUUUAAAAAAACUAGAUCCAAAAAAAAUCUGAUAAAAGUAAACAGAAAAAUGACAAUUCGAUUUAUGAGUUUGAACUUUGUUGCGUUCGUCCUAAUUGCAUUUAUCCGAAACAGUGAGAGCACAUAUGGCAAGGAGUCUAACGACGUGGAGCAGGAGGAGCUUUGUCAAGCGUUCUGCCAGUUGAAAUGCAUGAAGGAGGACUACAGUCAAAUUCAGUGUGUUCCAAGGUGUUAUAGGCCAGGAGACACUUUUGGGAAGAGUGUCAGCCAAUGUAUGGCGAAAGAAUGCAAGCAGGAGUCAUGCUCAGUUUAUGCCUUCUCAGCCGACAGUGCCCCCUCUCCUUCCACGGUGGAAGUGAAAAAACUAGACCCCUCUCGUCCAGUAGGGGAGAAGAUACUCCUAGUGUGGGACAGUAGCACCCCCUCUUCCUCGUCUUCUUCCUCGUCUGGAGGGGGUGGGAGUGGAUUGCACCAGGUGGUGUAUUCUGUCGAGUCUCGACAAUGGGGCAGCUCAAAGUGGAACUUCGAGGCACUGAUUGAUGACCAGUCAAUGGAACUAAAUUACGGGACGUGCAAGUUCUACCGAGUAGCUGCGGUCAACACACAGGGAUCCAGGGGAUACUCAAAAGCAGUGACAUUCGUACCGAGGCAGCCCACUCGCAUUGAUUUCGGUGCCCAACACUUCGACCAGGGCUGGAUCCUCUCUGAAGUCACGUGGCAACUCGAAAGCAGAACCGAGACGCAAGCCUCUUCUUCAUUCAACUCCUACUCAUCAAACCACUACCAGAAACCCAGAUCUGAAGCUCUACUUUCCUGGGGAUCCAGAGCAGAGUAUGUGUUAUAUGUUGAGAAGUCGGCAUGUGAUUCGUACCCGGGAAAAGUGGAGAUGGUGCCUGGACUGUCUGGUGUGAAGACCAAGUCAAACAAGUUCCUGCUGAAAUUAGAGGCACCCGAGGAGCGAGGAUGUUAUAAAUACCACAUUAAGAUAAGCUUGUUGUUGGAGUGCGGUGUACAUGGAGAUACAGGCAGUCAGAUCUUGAAGGUCGACAGAGCCAGGCCCUGUGCGGCGAACAGCAUCGUGAACAACCCUGACUGUCCUGAUAGUGCAAUGGGCUCCAACUUCCAAUAUCCCUUCGACCAGAGUGAGAAUUACGACCUCAUCCUAGAGAGUUCAGCUACUGCCUUCUACUCCCCCUCGAAGCAGUUCGCCAUUAGUCUCAGCUGGGUCUUCAGCAGUUACGCAUCCAGUCCGAGUAGUAUCCAAGUUGCCAUCGAGUGGAGACGUCUCACAAACACGAACAAGCACUUUUACAACAGAAAUAACGAGAGCAGUGAUGCUAAGCAAAUUGUAGUUUCUGGUGCUGUAAAACAUGUGCUAUACGUUGAACCGGAUUCAACAUACAGUGUCAAAAUUUCUCAGGGUAACACAGUUCGAUCCAACACCAUCACCCACUCGGUGUACGUGUCCAGACAACUGGAAGAGGAGUAUAGACUAUCGCUUCCGACUGAGGGUACAAGAGGAGGUACUAAACAGGGCGUGUCACAUGUCAAUGUAGAGUUGCUAUCUCUAACCCCCUCAAUUCUCACACUCCUCAUUGUCAUGUCGACCUUCAUGAUCGUGCUCUUAAUCGGACUGCUGUCGUUUGUGGUGAAGAGGAAGUUGAUAAGACCUCGCAACAAUGCCAGACACAGACUGAUGCACUGUGCGGGGGGCACUCAAGGCAUGCGAGGAGGGGUGGAUCCGAACAUGUACUACUGGUGGAAUGAAGAACAGGCUGCACUCGCUGCUGCUCAAGCUGGCGGUGGCAUGUAUGACUCAUGGGAGGUGCAACUGGAAGACGUAUAUCUGUAUGACGUCAUACUACAAGGCUCAUACGGAGCAGUCUACAAGGGUGCGAUUCCGGUGCAAUCCAACAUAGCCUUAACUGCCUCUCCAGGAGUGCCUGGAUCCCCUAGUCACCCUCAGCCGGAGAAAACCAUACUUCCAUCUGUCAUCAAAAUGCUAGCAGAGUCCGUGAGUGAAACAGACAAGUUGCACUUCCGCAAAGAGGUCGAGAUCUUAAAGAGAGUUGGUUACCAUGAUAACCUGCUGAACUUGCUGGCCUGCACGACUUUGACUGCGCCUAUGUGUAUGGUGCUGGAAGAUGGAUGCCAGGGCGAUUUAUUGGGUUAUCUGCGCAUGUUUAAAAUGGACUCAAAUGAGAGCGAAUACAGUCUGCAGAGUUCCCCCAACUACAGCACCCUGCGCACCCUCCCCCGCUCACAGGGUCUGUGGAGUAACAGAAGUAAGCAGCAGGAUGACCUCGUGCCCCCCUCCAACUGCAUGUUGGAGGCAUUCGCCAAACAGAUAUGUCUCGCUAUGAGUCAUCUGUCGUCGAAAGGUCUGUUCCACAGAGAUCUGGCCUGUCGGAAUAUUCUCCUCACCCAAGACUACUCUGUCAAAGUGGGGGACUACUCUAUGGUCAGAUUCGCAUACUCACACCCAGAGUACUUAUCACGAAUCAGCGGGAAGAUGCCGAUCAAGUGGAUGGCAAUUGAGGUGCUACAGGACCAGACAUUCACACCCAAGAGUGACGUAUGGAGUUUCGGAGUGGUGUUGUAUGAACUGUGCACUUUGGGCAGUGUGCCUUUCCCCAACAUCCCCUCUGCAGACCUCCUUAAGACCCUCCUCACGGGAUACAGGAUGGACCAACCGAACACAUGCUCAGACACUCUGUACAACAUGAUGAUCCGGUGCUGGCGUGAGAACCCGGAGGAGCGUCCCGACUUCCCUCAGCUACUGACCGCACUCACCGAUCACUCGGAGGAGAAUCCUCAUUCGUCCCUCAUUCAACUCAACAACGACGACAACAGCUCUUCGGGGGAGCAGCACCACACCGAGUGUCCCCCUCCCCCCGUGCCCCCGAAGAAGCCAAACAAUGCACCUGUGGGUCAGACUGGUCCGAGUCAAAAUGUGAUGGGUAGCCAGAGAGGAUCUGUUUCUGGUCAGCAAAUGGGAUUGGAAUCGAACACUUUGUCAAGCUCUGAAGCUGGAUCCAUGAAAAGAAAAAUGUCAUCUCCGAAUGUAGUCCAACCGCAAUUGACUCUGGCUGAGAACGACACGCCACGCAGAACCUCUGCAACCUUCCAAAACACUCCUAAACACAAUAUUCCACAAUCCCAACCAAACAAUCAGCUUGCAAUGACGUCACUCAAGUCACCAACCAAUGAGAUUAGAGAAAACGAAGACCGAGAUACGAGUGUGAAAAGUAACGAGUUCGGUCCAUAUAGACCCGAAAACAAUUCGCUCAAAACAUUCGCCGGGCGAAGUGGAAAUAAACCAAGUCCUACACUUCCAAGAGCUAACGAGAGCGCACCGCGAAAAACUUCCUUAAAUGGUAGUGAAGCAUUGAGGAGUAACGGUAACAGUUCGUCACGUGGUGACUUGACUGCUCUUAGUUCAUCGGGAACCGGUUCGAAACCAGCCAAUGGCCUUCAGUCAUUUGGUGGACGACAGACGCCGAUAAUGUUUGGCAAUACAAGCAAUAGUAACCAAAAUACUUUAACGCAUCCAGACAAAAAAUCAUCCGUGGCUUCAUGUGUGUCUCAUGCAGAGACCGCAACUUCAAAAUUUAUUUAAUUUUUCAAAAAUUUCAAAUCGUAAAUUGCUCCUUUAUAAUUAAAUAGCAUAGCUGAAGUAUUGCAGUAUUAGUAUAAUCAGGUCGCACAAGUAACAUUGCGUGUGACUUUUUGGCUAGAAAUCAGAUUAAAUAGUAUUUUAAAGUUGCAUUUAGCAUUGAUAAUUUUGCUGCCUUGUUUUGUACAUUUAUUUUUUGCAAUCUGUAGCAAAAAUCUCGCUUAAAAAGCUCGAAAUUAAUU